Messenger RNA from Ixodes scapularis (black-legged tick), 1745 nucleotides. Its product is annotated as zinc finger protein 2 homolog. The transcript has 3 exons. Bases 68 to 1609 code for a protein of 513 amino acids. Lineage: Eukaryota; Metazoa; Arthropoda; Arachnida; Ixodida; Ixodidae. The record is from RefSeq and is a predicted model, not a curated record.
CCGCCGAGCCAGUGAACCAGCCAUGUAACCAACGUUCAACGAAAGUUUGUGACAGUGACAACUGAUAAUGUCAGCUUCUUGUGUCGUUUGUAGUUGUACCAAUCACCAUUACCGCAAAGUCACCGGGGAUGUGUUUAGAUUUCCGUCGAAACUCUUGUAUCCCGAGAAGAGAGCCGCUUGGGUGGCUGCAGUGAGGGGAGUGCACCCGGACGGUUCGCUGUGGGAGCCAAGCAAGGACUGCCAGAUCUGCAGCGCGCACUUCAUCACAGGGCGGCCAUCGAACUUCAAGGACCGUCCUGACUUCGUGCCCACCGUGUUCAACUACGCAAGAGCUCCCGGCGAGUCCGCAGUGCAGUCGCAAGACCCCUGCGUGGGGAGGCACGAAGGUGAUGGAGCUGCACCGUUGGGGAAAGCCAGCAGCCCAUUGAAAGUCGACAUGGUCAUCUCAUUCAGAUGCUGUUCCUGCAUCUAUGUCACCAGAGAUCAGCGUGGAAUCGUGAGCCACCUGGUCGCCCAUGGCGAUGAACAAUUCAAGAGCCAGCAUCCUCCCUCCUCUUCUCUUCUUCUCUCUUCUCUUCUCUUCUCUUCAAGUGCACUCUUCAAGUGCAAACUGUGUCCUGAAGCCUUUGCUCGGUAUUCAGAUCUCAGAAGGCAUAACCAAAUGCACACUGGUGAGAAGCCAUUUAAGUGCAAGCUUUGCCCCCAAGCCUUUGCCCAAAAUGCAGAUCUGGAAGUCCAUAAUCAAAUACACACUGGUGAAGAGCCAUUUAAGUGCAAGCAGUGCCCCCAAGGCUUUGCUUGUAAUUCAGCUUUGACGAUACACACCCAAACACACACUGGUGAAAAGCCAUUUAAGUGCAAGCUUUGCUCCCGAGCUUUUGCCCAGAAUUCACAUCUGAGAAUACAUACCCGGACACACACUGGUGAAAAGCCAUUUAAGUGCAAGCUUUGCCCAAAAGCCUUUGCUUGGAAUUCAGUUCUGAAAGCACAUACCCGAACUCACACUGGUGAAAAGCCAUAUAAGUGCAAUCUUUGCCCAAAAUCAUUUGCUCUGAAUUCAUCUCUGAGAGGGCAUAACUCAACACACACUGGUGAGAAGCCAUUUAAGUGCAGGCUUUGCCCAAAAGCCUUUGCUUGGAAUUCACAUCUGAGAAUACAUACCCGAACACACACUGGUAAAAAGCCAUUUAGGUGCAAGUUUUGCCCACAAGCCUUUUUUCGGAAUUCAGAUUUGAGAAGGCAUAACAAAGUACACACUGGCAAAAAGCCAUUUGAGUGCAAACUUUGCCCACAAGCCUUUGCUCUGUGCUCAGCUCUGAGAAACCAUAGCCAUACACACACUGAUAAAAAGCAAUUUAGAUGCCAUCUUUGCCCCCAAGCCUUUGCUCAGAGUUCAGAUCUGAGAAUUCAUAAACGAACACACACUGCUGAAAUGCCAUUUCAGUGCAAGCUUUGUGCAAAAGCCUUUCUUUGGAAUUCAGAGCUGAGAAGGCAUAACCAAACACACACUGGUGAAAAGCCAUUUAAGUGCAAGCUUUGCCCAAAAGCCUUUGCUCGGUAUUCUGAUCUGAGAAGGCAUAACAAAACACACGGGAGAAAAGCCAUUUAAGUGCAAGCUUUGCACCCCAAACCUUGGCUCAGAAGGCACACCUGAGAAGCCUUAAUCAAACACUCACUGGUGAAAAGCCACUUAAGUCCAAGCUUUGCUCCCAAGCCUUUUCUCAAAAUUUCUAUCUGACCUGCCA